Molecule: messenger RNA, 975 nt
Organism: Microtus ochrogaster (prairie vole)
Lineage: Eukaryota; Metazoa; Chordata; Mammalia; Rodentia; Cricetidae
Product: apolipoprotein L3-like
Exons: 3
Coding region: 1-975 (324 amino acids)
Biological process (GO): lipoprotein metabolic process; lipid transport
Cellular component (GO): membrane; extracellular region
Molecular function (GO): lipid binding
Source: RefSeq, a predicted model, not a curated record
AUGGAGGCAGGACGCAUUGUGAAAGAAGUCACUGAUUUUCUCACAAAAGCACUCAGCAGAGAGGAUCUGGAGCACCUGAUAACUGAAGAUGGAGCCUGGAAGGCGUUUGUGGAGGCAGCAGCGUUGUCAAGUGAGCAGGAAGCUGUAUUGCAUGAUGUUCUGGAGAAGCAUUUAGCACAGGAGCCCGCAGAUGAAAAUGAUGAGCCUCAAAAGCAGCAGCAGAAAGAGAAUUUUUUGAAAGAAUUUCCUGAGUUGAAAAGGAAACUUGAAGAACACAUCAGGAAGCUCCGAGCUCUGGCUGACCAUCUUGACCAGGUGCACAGGGCCUGCACCAUCUCCAAUGUGGUGUCCGGCUCCAGCAGCAUCGCCUCUGCACUCCUUUGUUUAGGCAUGGGAUCCAUUACAGGAGGGGCUAGUCUGCUGCUCUCAGCAGCCUCCUUGGGGCUGGCAGCCAGUAUAACUAGUCUCACCACCACCAUUGUGGAAGAGUCAAGCCGCUUGUCAGAUGAAAGUGAAGCCAGUCGCCUGGUUGGAGCCAGCAUGAACAUACUGAACACGAUUAUGAAGAUCGUGCCUAUGAUCACAGUCAAACUUGGUAAUACAAGCUUGACUUUAGUCAGGACCUGGAAAGCCUUCAAAGAGCAGAUUGAUGCCAUCCGGACAGCCAAAGCCAGCUCUCACUUAAGAGCAAGGGCUACAGGACGCAUCCCUGGCCAAGGCUCAAGGCACGUGGGGAAGACAUUACCCAGCCUUGCUCUCCCAGUGACCAGAGGAGCCAGGAUUAGAACAGUAGGCUUUACCAGUAUCAUCCUUGCUUUGGAUGUGUAUCGCCUGGUGACUGACUCCAUGGAUUUGUACAAUGGAACGCCAACACAGUCGGCUACAGCACUGAGGGACCUGGCUAACAAGCUGGAGGAGAAGCUGCAGAACUUUGAGCAGAUCCACAAGGCUCUUCAGUCGGACCUGCCUCACUGA